UAAACAGCUUCAUGCUAUACGAAACCAAGCAAGAACAAGUCUCUUGACAAAGAUACAGAGAUAAUGGGUGGCCAAAGUAAUGGAAGCUCUGCAUGCUCCGAAGAGUCAUUUGUGAAGAUGCCAACGAUAAAGUUCACCAAGCUCUUCAUCAAUGGAGAAUUCGUCGAUUCCGUUUCAGGAAAAAAAUUUGAGACGAUAGACCCAAGAACAGGGGAGUUGAUAACCAGAGUGGCAGAAGGAGAUAAGGAAGACGUGGAUUUGGCCGUGAAAGCUGCACGCGCGGCCUUUGACCACGGCCCCUGGCCUCGCUUGCCCGGCGCUGAGAGGGGAGCAAUUAUGUUGAAGUUUGCAGACUUGAUUGAUGAACACACAGAAGAACUGGCCAAGUUGGAUACAGUUGAUGCUGGGAAGUUGUUCAGUUUUGGCAAAGCCGUAGACAUACCUCAGGUAGCACAAACUCUACGUUACUAUGCUGGUGCAGCUGAUAAAAUUCAUGGAGAAGUGCUCAAAAUGUCGCGCGAGCUUCAAGCUUAUACAUUACUCGAACCCAUUGGAGUUGUCGGACACAUCAUUCCAUGGAAUUUUCCCAGCACCCUGUUAUUCGCUAAGGUUGCUCCUUCCUUGGCAGCUGGUUGCACAAUGGUUGUCAAGCCUGCUGAGCAAUCACCUCUUUCGGCUCUUUAUUAUGCAUAUCUCGCAAAGUUGGCUGGUGUUCCUGACGGAGUGCUCAAUGUCAUCACUGGAUAUGGAGAGACAGCUGGUGCUGCCAUCACCCAUCAUAUGGACGUUGACAAAGUCAGUUUUACUGGAUCCUCAGAGGUCGGCCGUGAAGUAAUGCAGGCUGCAGCAAAGAGCAAUUUAAAAGCAGUCUCGCUUGAACUAGGGGGCAAGUCACCCCUAUUGAUUUUUGAUGAUGCUGAUGUAGACAUGGCUACUGACCUUGCUCUCUUGGGGAUUCUCUUCAACAAGGGAGAAAUUUGCGUGGCAAGUUCUCGUGUUUUUGUUCAAGAAGGGAUUUAUGAUGAACUUGUGAAGAAGCUGAAAGAGAAGGCAAAAGAUUGGGUUGUUGGAGAUCCUUUUGAUCCUAAUGUUCGUCAAGGACCCCAGGUAGAUAAAACGCAGUAUGAGAAAAUCUUGACCUACAUUGAACAUGGCAAAAGAGAAGGAGCAACUUUGUUAACAGGGGGCAAGCCUGUGGGGAAGAAGGGUUAUUACAUUGAGCCAACAGUAUUCACUGAUGUCAAGGAUGACAUGCUUAUAGCCACGGAUGAAAUAUUCGGACCUGUCAUGUCGCUAAUGAAGUUCAAGACAAUUGAGGAGGGAAUAGAGAGGGCCAACAAAACCAGAUAUGGCCUAGCAGCUGGCAUUGUAACCAAGAACAUCGAUGUGGCCAACACCGUCUCAAGAUCUAUCCGCGCGGGCACUAUAUGGAUCAACUGCUACUUUGCCUUCGACAACGAUGUCCCUUUUGGAGGAUACAAGAUGAGUGGCUUUGGAAGAGACUAUGGUAUGCAGGGCCUCCACAAGUAUCUGCAUACUAAAUCUGUGGUCACUCCCAUUUAUAACUCUCCUUGGCUCUGAAUACAAUACCAAAAGAAUGUUAGCAGCUUGCAAUUGCAGUGCAGAAUAAAUUAUUGAGUUGAAGUUCUUUAUUUAUGUGGGAAAUGUCAAAAACAUUGUAUAUGUAUAUCAUCUGUUUGCAUGUGUUUCCUCUGUUGUUGUUGCAAUAUACAAGUCUCUGUUUGAUUGAAAAUCUACAAAUGAUCAUUGUUAGA
Molecule: messenger RNA, 1775 nt
Organism: Rosa rugosa (rugosa rose)
Lineage: Eukaryota; Viridiplantae; Streptophyta; Magnoliopsida; Rosales; Rosaceae
Product: aldehyde dehydrogenase family 2 member C4-like
Exons: 9
Coding region: 64-1581 (505 amino acids)
Molecular function (GO): aldehyde dehydrogenase (NAD+) activity
Source: RefSeq, a predicted model, not a curated record